Messenger RNA from Oncorhynchus mykiss (rainbow trout), 1574 nucleotides. Its product is annotated as UPF0688 protein C1orf174 homolog. The record is from RefSeq and is a predicted model, not a curated record. Lineage: Eukaryota; Metazoa; Chordata; Actinopteri; Salmoniformes; Salmonidae.
UCAAGUUUUAGUCGAAAUAACAAAGGCAAACAGUAAGCACCAUUGACUGGCACAAGGAAUCAAUUGUUUCUUGAUCAAUCAGCAUCAAAGAGACCUCGACCUCUGAUUGAACUGCACGUGACAUCUAGACGUAGCUACAUUUUUCGGAAUUCGAGCGCUGUCUCGAUUCACCACUCGGACCAGAAAACAACACGGUGUCUUUUUUUUUUAUCAGAACGACGAUUUUACCGUUUGCCGACGACCUGUAUUUAGAACAAAAUUACUAUUGGUUGAAUUAGCUAGCGACGUCUACAGAAAUUUGUGCAAAACCGACUGUUAACAAGCUUGCAAUCCAGUGACUGACAUGUAGCUAACUUCCGAAAAUGAGGAAGAAACAGAUGUCGAGUCGAGUUAGCAACUUGAAGCGGCGAAAGGAGAAGUGCGCUGUUCCCUCAAGCGACCGAAACCUCAAGGUGAAGGGUUCAGAUAAGAGUUCAGUGAAGAGGAUGGAUGUUAAAAAAAUGGAAGACUCAAAAACCGAAAUUCCCCUGAAUGACUGUAUGGUUGGCGGUUGUAUGGAGUCAACAACUACUUCUGAGAGGCUCAUCUGUGACGGUUAUAAAUGGGAUGAAAAGACAAGGUGUGGCGCACCACCAGACAUGGAUGAAUUGUGGGAGGGUAAAGAGAAUGGUCUGAGAUUUGAGUUGAAUUACCACAGAACAAACGUGUUACCAGAGAAUAUGGAGGGUGAUGAAACUGAAGCGAGUGUUGUGAUUGAUAAGAGCAUCUUCCUUGAUGAUGACAGCAACCAGGUUCUUCCUGUGGAAAAGUUCUUCGGAAACAUGGAAGUUGUACAGGAUUGUCCACAGAGAUCUGCAGCCUCCUUGACCUUCAGCAGGAGGGAGCACCGGAGACGACAGUACUACGCCAAAGAGGACAGUGAUGAAGAGGGCUACACAGACAUGCAGCAAGAGGACAUAAAUGGCACUUAGGAUUUAGUUACUUCUAUAAACUAUCAAUGGGAUGGAUUAAAACCUCUGUCCUUUUACUAGCCUAAUGGCAGACAAGCCUGGGAAAGUGGAUUUGUUCAAUGGAACGAGGGUAUCAAGUUAACUUUUUGCCAGCAUGUACCCCAAAGUUUUUAAAUUUGUAUUGAUGUUUAAAAAGCUAUUUGCACUAACAAAGUAACUUCUUGCUUUUCAAUUAUCAGGACCUAUAGUGUGUGUAUAUAUUGUUUAAUUGGUACAGGGUAAGCGCUCGUUCUAUUUUUAUUGAAUGUGUCUUUUACUUUGUUACUGGUUGCCUUGUCAGUAUGUAUGCACAGUAAUGUCUUUAUUUGGUGUUUUUAUAUUGCUAUGUAAUAGCACGACUGAAUGAAUGCAACAUAAAAAUCAUGUAGUCUUUAGGCAGGUUUCCAUUGACCCGGGUUUAUUAGACAAAAGCAAUGUAGCGACAAAAAAAAUGGUGAUGUGUAACGGAAACUGCAGAUAUAGGAAACACUUUCUAAAGACACAUAAAUUACAACAUUUAUAUCAGUUCAAUGGGUGGGAUUUUCCUUUCUUCAAACUUUCUUUGUAAUAAAUGAUUGCUGAAUA